Molecule: messenger RNA, 1865 nt
Organism: Miniopterus natalensis
Lineage: Eukaryota; Metazoa; Chordata; Mammalia; Chiroptera; Miniopteridae
Gene: DES
Product: desmin
Biological process (GO): intermediate filament organization; skeletal muscle organ development
Cellular component (GO): Z disc; intermediate filament; sarcolemma
Molecular function (GO): structural constituent of cytoskeleton
Source: RefSeq, a predicted model, not a curated record
UCCUCCUACGGCGCGGGCGAGCUGCUGGACUUCUCGCUGGCCGACGCCGUGAACCAGGAGUUCCUGACCACGCGCACCAACGAGAAGGCGGAGCUGCAGGAGCUCAACGACCGCUUCGCCAACUACAUCGAGAAGGUGCGCUUCCUGGAGCAGCAGAACGCGGUGCUGGCCGCCGAGGUCAACCGGCUCAAGGGCCGCGAGCCCACGCGGGUGGCCGAGAUCUACGAGGAGGAGCUGCGCGAGCUGCGGCGCCAGGUGGACGUGCUCAGCAACCAGCGCUCCCGCGUGGACCUCGAGCGCGACAACCUGCUGGACGACCUGCAGCGGCUUAAAGUCAGGCUGCAAGAGGAGAUUCAACUGAAAGAAGAAGCAGAGAACAACUUGGCUGCCUUUCGAUCGGAUGUGGAUGCAGCCACUCUAGCUCGAAUUGACCUGGAGCGCAGGAUCGAAUCUCUCAACGAGGAAAUCGCGUUCCUUAAGAAAGUGCAUGAAGAGGAGAUCCGAGAGCUCCAGGCCCAGCUUCAGGAACAGCAGGUCCACGUGGAGAUGGACAUGACCAAGCCAGACCUCACUGCUGCCCUCAGGGACAUCCGGGCCCAGUACGAGACCAUCGCGGCUAAGAACAUCUCCGAAGCCGAGGAGUGGUACAAGUCGAAGGUGUCCGACCUGACCCAGGCAGCCAACAAAAACAACGAUGCGCUGCGCCAGGCCAAGCAGGAGAUGAUGGAGUACCGGCACCAGAUCCAGUCCUAUACCUGCGAGAUCGAUGCCCUCAAAGGCACUAAUGAUUCCCUGAUGAGGCAGAUGCGGGAGCUGGAGGACCGCUUCGCUAGUGAGGCCAGCGGCUACCAGGACAACAUCGCUCGCCUAGAAGAGGAGAUCCGCCACUUGAAGGAUGAGAUGGCCCGCCAUCUGCGCGAGUACCAGGACCUGCUCAAUGUCAAGAUGGCCCUGGACGUGGAGAUCGCCACCUACCGGAAGCUGCUGGAGGGCGAGGAGAGCCGGAUCAACCUCCCUAUCCAGACCUUCUCUACCCUCAACUUUCGAGAAACAAGCCCUGAACAGAGGGGUUCCGAGGUCCAUACCAAGAAGACAGUGAUGAUCAAGACCAUCGAGACCCGGGAUGGGGAGGUUGUCAGCGAGGCCACACAGCAGCAGCACGAGGUGCUCUAAAGCCAGAGACCCCUCUGCCACCAGAGACCGUCCUUGCCCCUGUCCUCACUGCCUCCUGAAGCCAGCCUCCUUCCAUCCCAGAGCACCACACCCAGCCACAGUGCUCCUCUCACAGCUUCUGACCCCUGUUCACCACCACCCCUCAUGGUCCCCACAGGGAACAUGGCCUAUCCCUGCCCGGCUCAAGGAGCCCCCAGUAAUGUGAGUCCUAGAUGUUGGAAGUGAGAGAGCCAAGGCAGAGCAGUGGCCCUGCCCCUCCCACCUCUGUGACCUCAGGCUCUAGCCUCUGGCUUUGGAGAGAGUCCCUCACCCCAGAAGGGUGUUGGGACCCAUGGAGUGGACCUCCCCACACCCCAGACCAGGUCAGAGAAAGAAAGGGACUCCUCAGUAAGCCGGGCAGGUAACUGGGGGACUAGUCCCCUGUGGAGAGAGGGGCACUAAAUUAACCCCAUAAUCCCUUCCAUUCCCAGGGUAGGCUUAGAAAGCAGGGGCUGCAAGAAGGAACCCCCGAAGGUGCCAGAUGUGGGAGCAGGAGAUUCAGAAGGAGUGAGGGUAGGCAAGAUGCUGAGAGGAAAGGAGAGGACAGAGGCAGAGUGGUCUCAGGCAGGUGGCAGGGGCACCCACCUCCCCAUGCCUGCCCCUCCCCCGCUGCAGGGGCUGGACAGAAACAAUAAAAGAGAAGCACAAGCCUA